AUGGAUGAAGUCAAACCAGAUCGCCAACUGAAAGGCAAAACCAACUUCAUCAGUUGGAAACGCGAGUUUGAACGAGCAGCCAGAGCAAAUGAUGUGCUUGAGUUUCUCACAGGCGAAGAAGUCGUUCCUCCCAAGCCCAACAAAGACGAAUACUUUGUGAAGGUCCUUGACACCGAAACUCGUCGGUCUACUCGGAUCAAGAAAAGUUUAAGCCCGACGACCGAUGACGAAAACGAGACGGAAGACGGCCAGACAGUUGUGUUGACGACCAACAACACACUCCGAUGGCAGAUCGAUCACAACGAACACAAGAAUGCAAAGGAAAAGAUGAAGCUUGCAAACAGAUUGCUUGACGCUUGGAUUUCCGACGGCAUUAAAAUCGAGAUCGAGGAUUGCGCGGACGCCAAAGAAGCUUAUGAUUUUAUCAAGAAGCGAUACGCGGUCACAAAUGAACGUGCGCGCGACAUCCUGUUGAAUCGAUUGAACGACCUCAAGCUGGAUCACUGUUCAUCCGUGACCGACUACACCAAUCAAAUCCGCCAGAUCAAAGCUGAUCUGAAGACAGUCAAAUAUGAUAUGACUGACGACAUGUUUGCAACCGCUCUUCUUCAUGGUCUUCCUCCUAACUACCGCAGCUUCAAAGAGAACUUCAAAUGA
Messenger RNA from Penicillium concentricum, 657 nucleotides. RefSeq lists its product as uncharacterized. The coding region runs from base 1 to 657 and encodes 218 amino acids. Lineage: Eukaryota; Fungi; Ascomycota; Eurotiomycetes; Eurotiales; Aspergillaceae. The transcript is spliced from 2 exons. The record is from RefSeq and is a predicted model, not a curated record.